UCCCUCUCCUCCCUUCAUCUCCCCGGGCUGAACGCCUUUUCCUUCCUCUGCUGGGCUGUCCUUUGCCUCGUCACGCCGCUCCCCCUCAGCCUGCCUCAGUGCAGGGAUGGGACACGUUGUUUCCCUGACUGUGUGCCGGCCGGGGGGAACGGAGCUCUAGUUUCAGGAACGCUGCAGGCAGCCUGCGCUGCUGUCAGGUCUGACUUUGUUUGCGAGGGCAGGCGCCCGUUCCAGGCUCGCAACAACAUUGGGGAUCGGCAUUGCGGAAACCCAAGAUGAAAAUGUGAGGAGCAGAACCACGGUGGAUCAGGGUUCCUAACUUCCCCUCUCAGCAGAUUCGGUCGGGAACGUUUGCCCCCUAAGCACGCCUUUCCUGGGGGGGUCAACAGCAGGACAAAAGGAAGUUGGACUUGCUAGAUAGGCAUCCUGACCUUUAGCCAUGACCGAGCCCAAGGUUGGCAUCAGUGGCGUCAGUGGCGGCAGUGCCGGCCUGACAUGGGCAAAGAUGUGCAAGGAGUGUGGCCAGCAGCACGAGGGCGGCCCGGAGAACCACCUGUACGAGUACCAGGACGAUGUGGACGACGAGCUGGUGUGCCACAUCUGCCUGCAGCCGCUGCUAAGGCCCGUGGACACGCCGUGCGGACACACCUACUGCUACGAGUGCCUCAGCAGUUUCCUGAAGGAGCAGGACUUCUGCCCCGUGGACCGCCAGCGCCUGCAGCUCAGCCAGUGCCGGCCGUCCAGCCUGCUGGUCCGGAACCUGCUGGACAAGCUGACCGUGGUCUGCCCGCACCGCGCCGACUGCCAGCAGGAGAUGCAGCGCUGCCAGCUGCAGCCACACCUGCAGAACAGAUGUCCUGCUUUCAGAAAGAUGAGGGAGGAGGCAGAGAGGAGGAAGCGACCCUCCUGGAAUGAGCAGAAGGGGCACAGGGGUGAGGUGGAGUUGGGUGCCGACCCCAAACACCCCCCUUCCAUGACCCGCACCCCCACCCGAGGCCUUCUGCCCGACCCGGGCCUCAUCAACCCGGCCUUUGAUGAAAGCGAGGAUGAGACCCCCCUGCGGUCCAGCCUGGUGGCCGAGGCCAACGUGGUGGAGAUCAUCCGUGAGGAACAGGACGAGGAGUUGGGCCUGCGUAUUGUGGGAGGCAAGGACACGCCCCUGGGCAACAUAGUCAUCCAGGAGAUCGUUCCUGACUCACUAGCUGGCCGCGACGGAAGACUGGCCCCGGGGGACCACGUUCUGGAGGUGAAUGACGUCAGCCUGGCAUCUAUCCCGCAUGGUCGGGCGAUCUCCGUGUUGCGCCGACCAUGUCCCCAGCUCAGACUCGUUGUCAUGCAGGAGAAGGGCUUCAACCCCCGUCACCCACCACGCCCCGGCCUGGAGCACCACCCGGCCUCCUCCACUGCCUCCCACGGUGUGGCACAGAAUCGGGGCACUGUGAUCCAGGUGACGCUGGUGAAGAGGGACCGCUCGGAGCCGCUUGGCAUCAAACUGAUCCGUAAGUCGGAAGAGACAGGAGUGUUCAUCCUGGACCUGUUGGCGGGGGGUCUUGCGGCCCGGGACGGGAAACUACGCAACAACGACAAGGUGCUCGCCAUCAACGGACAGGACCUGAGACACGGCACCCCAGAGAGCGCAGCGCAGACCAUACAGGCCAGUGAGGUGCGGGUGAACUUUGUGGUGAUGAGGCAGCUGGAACCUCAAGAAGAGGGGGUCAGUGGUGGGGAGUGGCAGAGUCGAGGCGUCAGGAGAGCUCCAGAACCACAGUACUUCAGACGCCAGUCCUCUUACAUCAAGGAUCCUCCAGCAGGCUUCUCCAGCCAGGAGAAGACCGUGAGCCUGAAGAAGGAGCCCAAGCUCUCACUGGGCAUCACCAUUGCUGGUGGGAGGGACUGCCGCAAUCGCCUGCCAGUCUACAUCACCAGUGUCCAGCCUGUUGGCUGCCUGCAUCGAGACGGCACAAUUAUGACAGGUGAUGUUCUGCUGAGCAUCAACGGCGUGGAUCUGACCCAGCUGACCUACAACGAGGCGGUGUCGGUUCUGAAGGCUCAGACGGCCCAAACCCAGGUGGUCCUCAAAGUCCUCCAGACCAUCUCCGAGGAGCCCGAGGACGAGAGGGAGGCUGCUUUGGAUGACGCCGAGCCUGUGCAAAAGCCAAGGGAUGAUGACUGGGCCCCGCUGUGGACUCGCUGGCUCGGCCUGCCCAGUCCCAUUCACUGGUGCCGUGACAUCGUGUUGCUGAAGACCAAUCAGGAGAGCUGGGGCUUCAGCAUCGUGGGCGGCUACGAGGAGAGCAACGGACAGCAGCCGUUCUUCAUCAAGACCAUAGUGCCUGGUACCCCCGCCCACUUUGACGGACGCCUCAAGUGUGGGGAUGAGAUUGUGGCUGUGAACGGCGCCACCACAGUGGGCAUGAACAACUCUUCCCUCAUCCCCAUGCUCAAACUGCAGAAGAAUAAAGUCACACUGACAGUGGUUUCCUGGCCAGGCAGCUUGGUCUGAACAUGGCCUCGCCCCCCAGCCUUGCCACCAGCCUGUUGUCUGCACACACAACGCACUCGAAUCACAUGAAGACAUUCUUGGUAAAGUUCAUUUUCACUAGAUAGCCUGGUGUGGAUUGUCUGUCAGCGCCUCGCCCCCCCAAGCUGACCAGUGGGACCGAAUUCCAUGUUUUAAUGUAGGUUGUUGAGGUUGUGGAUAGUGAAAUGGCAGUUUGCUGUGUGGCUGAGUGAACAAAUUGGGUAAAUCAUGGUAGCAGGUGCAUCUGUAAUGAACUAUUUAAAGGUAAGCUGGAAGGACCUUUUUGUGUUUUUAGAAGGAAUGUUUUACUCUGUUCUGAAAGCAUUGUGCAUACAUUUUCAGAUUUAGCUGGCCUGUUCAUUUUAUGUUUAAUUUGCCCACAUUCGUUACAUGAUUAUCUGGAGAAAAGGUCUACUGAUUUUAUACCUGUAUUCUGGGUACCAAGGCCUUGUUUUUCCCGUUAUUCCACAGUUGAUCAAGACAAUAUAUUUAAUAUAGGUUAGGAAAGGGGAACAAUGUACAAAGAUGCCAAAGUCACUUAUCCUGUCCUGUCCAACACAGUUGCCUUUUGUUUUGUACCAUUUAGAUGAACAGAUACUGUUGUUUUAUCCUCAUACAGAUGUUAUAGAGUCUGAAUGAUUUAUUUCCUAACUGUGCUGAUUCGUCUCUUUAAUUAAUAACAUGUUAUUAGUUUCAUUUAGGUGCCUUGUACAUGUUGAAGGACAAAUCAGAGAAAUAACUUGCCUUACUUUCCAUUAAACCAAAAAUGCUUUUUUUUAGAGAUGCAAUGGAAGCCCUCUAGAAGAUCAACCCUUCAGUUUGGUUAAAUGCACGCAAUUAUAUCCUUGUAAUUGACCAUCCAGUUUCAUAUGUUGUAAAUCCUCUGUGAAUAAUACUG
Molecule: messenger RNA, 3419 nt
Organism: Esox lucius (northern pike)
Lineage: Eukaryota; Metazoa; Chordata; Actinopteri; Esociformes; Esocidae
Gene: lnx2b
Product: ligand of numb-protein X 2b
Exons: 10
Coding region: 440-2503 (687 amino acids)
Molecular function (GO): ubiquitin-protein transferase activity; protein binding; metal ion binding
Source: RefSeq, a predicted model, not a curated record